This is a messenger RNA of Dictyostelium discoideum AX4, 801 nucleotides long. NCBI's taxonomy places the organism in Eukaryota, Evosea, Eumycetozoa, Dictyosteliales, Dictyosteliaceae. The record is from the annotation of a RefSeq genome assembly.
AUGGUAUUAAAUUGGAGAGGAGUAAAAAGUAGAUUAUAUAGUGGAAAACGAAGAAUAGAUGGAAGAAAUAAAGGAUUAAUUGCGAUCAGAUCAAGAGGAGGUGCUUUAAAAAGAAAAUAUAGAUAUAUAGAACAUUAUAAACAAAAAUGGAUGGAUAAAUGGUUAUUUGUAAUGAGAAUAGAAUAUGAUCCAAAUAGAAGUGCACAUAUAGCAUUAUGUAGUAUUUUAAAAGAAGGGAUAUAUUUUUAUGUAAUUAGUAUAGCCAAAUUAGAAGUAGGAUCAUUAAUAAUAACAAGUGCUCUAAAGCUAGGAACAUUACAAGUAGGAAAUACCACAAAAAUAAAAAAUAUCCCAGAAGGCCUAUUAAUAAAUAACAUAGAAUUAAUAGAAAAUAGUGGAAGUAAAAUAAGUAGAGCAGCAGGAACAAGUUCAUUAAUAAUUAAAAAAUAUAAUAAAAAAUAUAGCUUAGUAAAAUUAAGUUCAAAAGAAUGUAGAUUAAUAUCAAAUGAGUGUUAUGCGACAAUAGGAACAGUAUCAAAUAUAGAAAGAAAAUUAAAACAAAAUAAAAAAGCAAGUUAUAGUAGAAAAAGAGGAAUAAGACCAAUAGUUAGAGGACUAGCAAUGAAUCCAGUAGAUCAUCCACAUGGGGGAAGAACAAAAGGGGGAGUACAUUGGAAAAGCUUUUCAGGAAAAUUGGCGUAUAAUGUAAGUAGUAGAAAAAAAACCAAAAUGACAUCAAGAUAUAUAAUAAUAGGACAUAGAAAACAAAAGAUAAUGGAUAAACAAAUAAAAAAUGGUUAG